UUCGCCAUAGUAGGUGUAAUACAUUUGCGUUUUGUUGAUCUCCUCUCGAUAAAGAUGGCCACUAGUCCCAAAAGACCGUCACUGGGAGCAGUAGCCCCUCGUAAAAAAGCAAACCCAAAGCCAGAACUGACAGAGGAGCAAAAACAGGAGAUCCGAGAGGCAUUUGAGCUCUUUGACACUGACGGCUGUGGUUACAUUGAAGUAAAGGAGUUAAAGGUGGCCAUGCGAGCAUUAGGUUUUGAGCCUAAAAAGGAGGAAAUCAGGAAGAUGAUUGCAGAGGUGGAUAAAGAUGCUACUGGCAAGAUCUCUUUCAACGAUUUUUUGAUGGUUAUGACUCAAAAAAUGGCUGAAAAGGACUCUAAGGAAGAAAUUCUUAAAGCAUUUCGGCUGUUUGACGAUGAUGAAACAGGAAAAAUCUCUUUCCGAAAUCUAAAGAGAGUAGCCAAAGAACUGGGGGAGAAUCUCACAGACGAAGAGCUACAGGAAAUGAUUGAUGAAGCAGACAGAGAUGGUGAUGGGGAAGUUAACCAGCAAGAAUUUCUUCGCAUCAUGAAGAAAACAAGUUUGUACUGAAUGCCACCAUAAGCACAGGAAAUCUUAAUUGCUAUGUAAGCAUCUUAAAUAUCUUUAUGAUUUCAUAGUUUUAUGCACAGUACAUUCCAAAACCAUGAUGCCUGUCAACACCAGGGGUCAUUCCAGGUCCAUGGGGUUUGCCAAAUAGUUAAGACGUCAGCUGUUUACAAACUAUAUAAACAAAUAUAAUCAGUAGCAUACAACAGAGUCAUAAAUAGAUGUAGUAUGCAUUCAAAUAUUCUUUGAAACAGUAAUUUUACUUUGAGUGUAUGCCUUACGGUUUGUUAUAUUAAAAUAUUUUAUGGAAAAUUAUUACCAUAUCACCGAUUGAACUAUCCAGGGCCCUUUUAAAUGGUUUAUUAUUAUAUUUUAAGUUUACAAAUGCUUCUGUUGACUUUUGCAUCAGUGUUUUGUAUGCUUUAUAAUACUUCACUGCGCUUUCAGGGACAUCUGUACUGUACCCUUCUUCGUGCCUCAGCUUGUGAAGAGAUUUUGGCAGUUUUAGCAAAUAUUAUGUCAUCCUGUGGUGUAAGUUUCCUAUUUGUACAUGUCGCCCUCAAAUUAGUUUCUGAUAUUUUGUAAUGGAGUACAACUGAGAUGCUAUUUAAGUAUUAUUUACAGUAGAAUAAAAUAUAUCA
Molecule: messenger RNA, 1211 nt
Organism: Xyrauchen texanus (razorback sucker)
Lineage: Eukaryota; Metazoa; Chordata; Actinopteri; Cypriniformes; Catostomidae
Gene: cetn2
Product: centrin, EF-hand protein, 2
Exons: 5
Coding region: 55-573 (172 amino acids)
Biological process (GO): mitotic cell cycle; nucleotide-excision repair; centriole replication
Cellular component (GO): centriole; centrosome
Molecular function (GO): calcium ion binding
Source: RefSeq, a predicted model, not a curated record